Drepanopeziza brunnea f. sp. 'multigermtubi' MB_m1 is the source of this 4035-nucleotide messenger RNA. NCBI's taxonomy places the organism in Eukaryota, Fungi, Ascomycota, Leotiomycetes, Helotiales, Drepanopezizaceae. The record is from RefSeq and is a predicted model, not a curated record.
AUGAAUCCUGUAGGUUUCUUGCCCCCUCCUCUCCCCUCGUCGACUCUCCUCUCCAGCUCUAGCUACACCUCCACCUCUACCUCCACCUCUACCUCUACCUCUACCUCUACCUCUACCUCUACCUCUACCUCUACCUUCGCAUCCAAAACCGUAUCCGCAUCUGCCUCCCACAUCGGAAAGCCUGCGCCACAUCUGAUCCCUCCUCCUCCUCCUCCUCCUCUUGCUGAGCCGGCGCAACAUGAUUUCCCUCGAGGAAGUCGACAGCAACCCGAGCUCCCCUUCUCCUCCCUCGUCUUCGUCUUCGUCUUCGUCCUCUUCACGUCGCUCCGGAAACUUAGGUUGCGCGAUCAGCCCCCCGGAAUUCUUUUCGAGUCUUCUAAUGACAUUCUGCUCGACUCGGACGAAUUUGGCAACAAUGUGGACGGCGAGAACGAUGGCGAUGUGGCCAUCAUCGAUCCCGAAGAUGACGCCCCUCGCGCCGACAACUUCGAGGCUAUGAAAGAACUUGUUCUCACACCCCUCCCCGAACUCCCCCCAACACGCGAAAUCGUGGUCGAUACGUGGGAUAUAACAGACUGGAAAAGCCUGCCUCGGAGGUCGCAUGGCCCGGUAUUCAUGGCGGGUGGACAUCCUUGGCGCGUGCUCAUGUUCCCAACCGGAAAUAACGUCGAUCAUGCGUCUUUCUACCUCGAACAGGGCUACCCGGAAGGCCAACUCCCGGAGAACUUCGCAUGCUGUGUUCAAUUUGCCCUCGUACUGUGGAAUCCGGACCACCCACACGUCUUCCAGACACAUACUGCUCACCACCGCUUCACGAAGGAGGAGGGCGACUGGGGCUUCACACGCUUCGUGGAGAUCAGAAAGCUGUGGCAGCAGCCGUGGGAUGCGUCGGGAGUCUGCUUGGCCGAUGGCCAGAAAGCCAAAAUGACGGCGUAUGUCAAAAUCGUCGAGGACGAGACGGGCGUGCUGUGGCACAACUUCAACAGCUAUGACUCGAAGCAAGAGACUGGAUUCGUUGGACUCAAGAACCAGGGAGCAACUUGCUACCUUAACUCACUGAUACAAUCCUUGUAUUUCACCAAUGCGUUCAGAAAGGCUGUCUACCAAAUACCUACACAAAACGAAGAAGCCCUCACAAACAGUGCAUAUACACUCCAGCGCCUCUUCUACCAACUCCAAAGCUCCACGCAGGCUGUGUCGACCAAUGAACUCACAAGAUCCUUUGGGUGGGAGACCAAGCAUAUAUUCGAACAGCAGGAUGUGCAAGAACUCUCGAGGAAACUCAUGGAACGGAUGGAGGAGAAGAUGAAAGGUACCGAAGCGGAGAAUGUGUUGCCGAGAUUGUUUUGUGGAAAGGUCCGGACCUACAUCUCGUGUAUCAAUGUUGACUACGAGUCUCGCCGCGUUGAGGACUACUGGGAUAUCCAACUGAACGUCAGCGGAAACAAAGACAUCGAAGCUAGCUUCAAAGACUACAUCCAAGUUGAGCUCAUGGAUGGCGAGAACCAGUAUAUGGCUGGGGAUACGUACAAGCUGCAGGACGCCAAGAAGGGUGUGAUCUUCGAGACCUUCCCGGAAGUGCUGCAUUUACAGCUGAAGCGCUUCCAGUACGACAUCGACCGCGACGCCAUGAUGAAGAUCAACGACCGCUACGAGUUCCCAGAGACAUUUGAUGCCGCUCCGUUCUUGUCUGAUGAUGCCGACAGGUCGGAAUCUUACGUCUAUCAACUCCAUGGCGUGCUCGUACACAGCGGAGACUUGAAUGCCGGGCACUACUACGCUUUCAUCAAGCCCAAUCCGGACGGGUGGUUCUACAAGUACGAUGAUGAUCGGGUCACGAAGGCGACCCUACGAGAGGUCUUGGAAGACAACUAUGGGGGCGAAUACCCCAUCCACAACGGCAUGAAAGCAAGAUCCAAACCUCUCAUGCGCCAGAACAGUGCAUACAUGUUGGUGUACAUCCGUCAAACACGCGUGCACGAUGUACUACUACCGGUCACGGGGGAUGACGUCCCGAACCAUCUGCAAAAGAGACUCGAUGAGGAGGCUGCAAAACGCCAGGCCCUUAAAAAAGAAAGAGAAGAGGCGCACUUGUACCUCAACGUCAGAGUCAUCACGGAUGAGACUUUCCUGCGCCAUGGUGGCACCGACUUGACGUGCUUCGAUCGUUCACCCCUUGAGGACCCGGCUGCUGCCAAGCAAUUCCGAUACCUCAGAAAAAAUACCUUGAGAGAUCUAGCCAUGACAGUCGCUGCCGAUGCCAAGGUUGAAGCUCGGAGGAUUCGCUUCUGGGGGAUGGUCAACAGACAAAAUAAGACAGUCCGCCCCGACACACCGUUCAACGAUAUGGACAUGAGCGUUGAGGACGCCUAUCAACGGAUGUCUGGCAACAAAGGGGCUGACAUGCGACUUUGGGCAGAACUUGCCGAAGAGCUGAAUAGUGAAGGAGAGCCGAUAUGGCCGUCCAGCCCGGGUGUCCAGGGCUCGCCCAAGAACGAUCUGAUUGUCUUGUUUCUGAAAGAAUUCAACGUCGAGCGUCAGACACUUUUCGGAGUGGGAUAUAUUUACAUCAGUCGGGAGAAGAAGGUCGAAGACCUCGUACCGGCUAUCUUGAAGAAAAUGCGCUGGCCUGACAAGAUGGCGAACGGCGAGAAAGUGCAGUUGAAGUUAUUCGAGGAAAUCAAGCCGUCUAUGAUCGAACCAAUGAAAGCCAAGCAGUCUCUGAAAGCUGCAGAGCUCCAAGACGGAGAUAUCGUGUGCUUCCAAUUGAGCACGAAAUCGGAUACCGACUCGGGUCAUUCCAUCACGUCGUCCGAAAGAAAUUCAGCGGGUUCACCAGCCCGUGGCGAUCUGUCCACGGUGUCUGACAGAAGCCCAUCGGGCUUGGCCAGAUUACCAUCUGUCUUCUCCACUAUGACCUCGCCGAACAAAUCCGAUGCAAACUCAAUGAUAACAUCAGAGUCACCGUCUGAACAAACCUCGAUAAGCACCGAUGCGAACUCGGCCAUUUCCUUGGAGGCAUCGCCCGAACGUACCCCCAAGUCGUCAAGACAGUAUUCUGACAGGAUCGAUGACGCCCGCGACUUCUAUGACUUCCUUCUCCACAGACGCGAAGUCAAAUUCUACCCCAACACGGCGCGGGACACGAGUGCUGAGAUUGAGCCCUUCCCUCUCGUCCUUAGCUCGAAGACUAGUUACGAUCAGAUAGCCUCAAGGGUCGGCGAACACCUCGGUCUCGAUCCCACUCAUCUCAGAUUUUGGACGAUCAAUGCAACCACUGGCAAACCGAAAACAGCUGUCAAACGCAGCGUGACCCAAACCCUGCAGACGAUACUCAGCCCCCCUUACAGCACCUACAGCAACAACAACCAACGGAACGACUCUCUGUUUUUCGAGAUUCUGGACAUGAGUCUUUCGGAACUUGAUACCAAGAGAUCCGUCAAGAUUGCUUGGAUAAGCGAAGGAAUAACCAAGACGGACGUCUACGACCUUCUCGUCCCCAAGAACGGAACCAUUGAGGAUCUCGCCACUGCUCUCGUCAAGAAGGCUGAGAUAGAGGACGAAGUCAAGGGUGGUCCGAUCCGAUUCUGGGAGGUUCACAGUAACAAGAUUCACAAGGAACUCAAUCGAGAGUCGGGUGUCGUCAGUAUUAACGAGUAUGCGAAUGUAAUUGCGGAGAGAAUUCCUGAGGACGAUGUCGACGCCGACGAGACAUCGGAGUUCAUGAUGGCAUUCCAUUUUCAGACCGAACCCAACAAGACCCACGGCGUCCCAUUCAAAUUCCGUCUCAUUCCGAAUGAGCCGUUUUCGGAAACAAAGAAGCGUCUGGAGAAGCGGACAGGUAUGAAGGGCAAGAACUUUGAGAAGAUCAAGUUUGCAGUGGUCAAGCGGGCUCAUUAUUCCAAGCCCCAGUAUCUCACCGAUGAAAUGAUCUUGGACGAAAUAGUCACCUCUGUGGAUGACUUACUCGGCUUAGACCACGUCGAUCGAACGCGCGCAAUCCGAAAUGGCGGGCAUGACUUAUUCUUGAAGUAG